AUGUCCCGACAGGUGGAGGAAGAGAGAAGUUUGGCGCUUGCCCAGAGAUGGCCCAAAACAAGCACAUUCAUACUGUCGUCCUUCGCGUCUAUCGUGGCCGAGAUAUCAACCUUUCCUCUUGAACUCACAAAAACUCGACUCCAGAUGCAAGGAGAAGCUGCACUUAACCGUAACCGUUUUUUCAAAGACAGUACCCCCUACCGGGGCAUGAUAAAGACAACCAUUGGCAUCAUACAGGAGGAAGGCUUUCUAAAGCUUUGGCAAGGAGGAAUAUCUGCAAUUUAUAGACAAGUAGUGUAUUCUGGGUUCCGAAUGGUCAUCUAUGAAUAUCUUCGUGACUCUGUUUUUGGGAAAUCCGAAAAUAACAUAUUUCCUCUUUGGCAAUCAGUCAUAGGAGGAACAUUGUCUGGUGCAUUGGCUCAGUUUUUUUGUACCCCUGCUGAUCUGGUGAAGGUUCAAAUGCAGAUGGAAGGAAUAAGGAAACUCCAAGGAAAGCCUUUACGAUUUCAUGGUGUGCAUCAAGCCUUUCUAAAAAUCUUGAAAGAGGGAGGAAUGCGUGGCCUUUGGGUAGGCUGGGUGCCAAACGUCCAGAGAGCUGCCUUGGUGAACAUGGGAGAUUUAGUCACUUAUGAUUCAGUGAAGCGCUUGUUAUUAUUGAACACAUCACUUGAAGACAAUGUAAUGACUCAUGGCUUGGCAAGUAUAAGCUCUGGACUGGUAGCUUGUGUUCUGGGAACACCAGCUGAUGUCAUCAAAAGCCGAGUGAUGAAUCAACCAACAGAUGAAAAAGGAAGGGGACUGCUGUAUAGGUCUUCAACUGACUGCUUGAUUCAGAGUGUAAAAGGUGAAGGAUUUCUGAGUCUAUAUAAAGGCUUUUUACCAGGUUGGCUGAGAAUGAUACCUUGGUCAAUGGUAUUCUGGCUUACUUAUGAAAAAAUCAGAUUUCUGAGUGGAGUUGAUCCAUUUUAA
This is a messenger RNA of Vombatus ursinus (common wombat), 969 nucleotides long. RefSeq names its product solute carrier family 25 member 27 (gene SLC25A27). The record is from RefSeq and is a predicted model, not a curated record. The coding region runs from base 1 to 969 and encodes 322 amino acids. Gene Ontology annotation, biological process: response to cold. NCBI's taxonomy places the organism in Eukaryota, Metazoa, Chordata, Mammalia, Diprotodontia, Vombatidae. The transcript has a single exon.